CUUUGCUCGUUUGUUCCCCCCCGGAAUGUUUUUCGCGUCGCUCCAGUGUUUCCGGCGUCCACUUCUUUGCAGUAAAUCAACGCAAAUUUAAAGUGUCCUCUUCUACCUCGUCUCGUCCGCAAUGGCUGGAAACUUCUGGCAAAGUUCUCACUAUCUGCAGUGGGUGCUGGACAAGCAGGACCUCAUGAAGGAACGACAGAAGGACCUCAAGAUCCUUUCUGAGGAGGAAUACUGGAAGCUGCAGAUCUUCUUUGCCAACGUCAUUCAGUCUUUGGGAGAACACUUGAAGCUGAGGCAACAGGUUAUCGCCACCGCUACUGUCUACUUCAAACGCUUCUAUGCAAGAUAUUCACUAAAAAGUAUCGACCCAGUUCUCAUGGCUCCGACCUGUGUUUUCUUAGCUUCCAAAGUGGAGGUAUGGACACUUUCAGAAGUCUUCACUGAAAAUAUUAUCCCUCGACGCUGGGGCUAA
Messenger RNA from Hippocampus comes (tiger tail seahorse), 472 nucleotides. RefSeq names its product cyclin-C-like. Gene Ontology annotation, biological process: regulation of transcription by RNA polymerase II. The transcript has 5 exons. The record is from RefSeq and is a predicted model, not a curated record. The coding region runs from base 122 to 472 and encodes 116 amino acids. NCBI's taxonomy places the organism in Eukaryota, Metazoa, Chordata, Actinopteri, Syngnathiformes, Syngnathidae. Gene Ontology annotation, molecular function: cyclin-dependent protein serine/threonine kinase regulator activity.